Messenger RNA from Gregarina niphandrodes, 660 nucleotides. Its product is annotated as putative transmembrane protein. Lineage: Eukaryota; Apicomplexa; Conoidasida; Eugregarinorida; Gregarinidae. The transcript has 2 exons. The record is from RefSeq and is a predicted model, not a curated record. Bases 1 to 660 code for a protein of 219 amino acids.
AUGGCUUGCGCGAAGUGUUGUCGACCUCGGAAUGAUUUGGGAAAAGUGCUCAAGUGCAUGCCUCUGGCAGUUUUUGCGUUGAUCUUCGGUUUUGUUCAAGCGGCGUAUCCGAUCAUUACGAUCGUGAGUGUGCAUAGAGCGGGUCGUGAGUCGGAUGCUGCAAGUAUAGUGGCCUACAUCUUUGCUGGACUGCAAAUCCUCGUUGGUAUCUUCAUCAUCGCGAGCGUGCUUUUCAAAUGGCUGCCUGGACUCCGGAUUAUCAAAUCCAGUAAGGAGCCCGCGCUGCAUCAGCAACUGUUCGUUCUCCUUUCAGUCGGAGCCUUCUUACUCUUUUCAUGGGUAAUAUACAUAGCGGUCGAGAUCAUUGUGUUCGUCUGCCGUUAUGAGGGGGUCGGCGCAGAUACUAAAUGGAAUCCCAAGCCAACCGACUGGUCUCUACUCGGCUUAAGCCUCUUUGUGAUGCUGCUGUGUAUGAUCUGCACCUGGUAUCUCGCCUCGUCUGUGGCGUCUCUGGUCAUGGUCAUUGAGUGCGGUGGAAAUGGAUUCGAGGGUCUCAGCUACAAACAGCUCAAAACCGGAGUUCAGGGGAAAGCAUUCGCGGAACACCUGUCGGAUGAAGGUACUAUUUCAGAUGACACCGAUGACCCGGGACUUAUCUAG